This is a messenger RNA of Drosophila takahashii, 1330 nucleotides long. RefSeq lists its product as uncharacterized. The record is from RefSeq and is a predicted model, not a curated record. Lineage: Eukaryota; Metazoa; Arthropoda; Insecta; Diptera; Drosophilidae.
GCAACCCGUAAACAAUGCUACCCAAUUGGCUCACCGAAGAGUACUUGCAGCCCAGGCUGAGGACUUACUAUAAGGAUGAUCAACUCAAGGUCCUUAAAGUCUGGUCGAAACCGGCUACGGAAAAGGGUCAAAACUACAUGAGCACCAUGAUCCGUAUCCACGUGGACUUUCAGAAAAGUGAUGGACUAGUUCAGAAAAAAACCUACAUUGUCAAGGAAGCCUUAGCUGAGAAUAUUCCCCAAGCAGCGAUAUUCAUAGAGUACGAUGUGUACAACCGUGAGAUGGACAUGUACGAGUUCGUCCUGCCGAAGAUGAAGGAACUUCUCGAGGAAGCUGGCCUGAAAGGUAAACUCACUGCAGAUACCAUCGUCGUGGACCGAGAACAUAGCACCAUGAUACUGGAAGAUCUGGCGCAGUAUAACUAUGUCAAUGCGGAUCGAGUGAAGCAGUUGGAUCUGGAACACACCAAGCUGACUUUGAAAAUGUUGGCCAAGUUCCAUGCCGCAUCUGUAAUCCUACGACAGCGCCAUCCGGAACUCAUCUCCAAAAGCCUCUUUACUCACUUCUUUUCGCGUGACAAAAAGGGUUAUACAGAGGUAUAUACGGGUGUGUUUAGGGCCUUGUUAAGGUUCGUAAAUGGUCAACCAGAUCUAAAGGAAAACUACGGCGACAAGUUGGAGAAACUGCUUAACUUCGUUAUGGAGUAUGGGGCUAGGGUCUUCGAUGUGAGCGAACGAGACCUGCAGAUGUUGAACCAUGGCGAUUGCUGGACCACCAACAUUAUGUUUCAGUACGAUGAUGCGGGUAGUCCCCAAACAGCAGUUGCUAUAGAUUUUCAGUUUAGCAACAUCACCUCCCCUGCCAUUGAUUUGCACUACUUCUUCACCGUUUCGCUGAGGGAAGAAGUUCAGGAAAUGGAAUCAAUUCUCGUCGAUAGUUAUUAUCACGAUCUUAGAGAGAAUUUGGAAAAGCUUUCGUAUAAGGGGAUAUUUCCCAGCAUUGAAGAGUUCCGGCUGCAGUUUGAGUGUCGGCGAUUCAUGUGCCUGUUGUCACAUCUCUUCAAGCCCGUUAUUAUUUACAAUGGCAGUGAAGUGACCUCGGACUUCUCAAGUGUGUAUAAAGAAACCGAGGAGGGACUUCGAUUCCAGAAAUCUAUUUACGACAGCGAAAUUGUGAUCAGAAGUACAAGGAGAUUGUUGGCCAUUCUUAAUGGCAAGGGUGUCCUGGAUCUUCAGUAAGAUACGAAAUUUUAAAACAAAUCAGGGAAAUAAUGUUAAAUAAGAUCAAUAUAAGAAGAUAUCUUCUUUAAUAAAAUAUAUUAGCUAAGAAA